CCUAUCAUAUUAUGUUCUAAUUGAAUCUCUCGCUUCUCUUUUGUUUAUAUUCCAAUAGUAAUAUUCCGUACUCCGACUCGCAUCCCCAAUCCGAAAACAGUGGAACCGCCCAACGUUGAGAAUCACCAAACUUCUAGCCUCAUCCCUGCAAUCGCUUCUCUCCCAACUUUGCUCCGUUCCAUUGCUUCACCACUCCGAACCUCUCAAUUCCGUCUUGUCUCUUCUGUCUUCCUACCCUCCAUCUUUUACUCCUCCACUUGCACCGGACUAAUCCCCUUCCACCCCCUCCCUUCCUCCACCUCCGGUAGCACCCCACCCACGCCGAACCAUGGCAUCCGUCCGCUUCCUCCGCCCGACCGCCACCCUCGCAUCCGCCGCCCGCGCAUCGGUCCGCCAGUCAAGUCGGCCGGCGUUCCGCGGUGUGGCGGCGUCGUUGGCACCAUCAUGGGCGGGACGGAGAGGAUAUGCGUCGGAGACAAAGGAGAUGACAGUGCGAGAGGCGUUGAAUGAGGCCAUGUCCGAGGAGAUGGAGCAGAAUGAGAAGGUGUUCAUCAUGGGGGAGGAGGUGGCGCAGUAUAAUGGAGCUUACAAAGUCACGAAAGGUCUUCUUGACCGCUUCGGCGACAAACGAGUCAUCGACAGCCCCAUCACCGAGUCCGGCUUCGCAGGCCUCACCGUGGGUGCCGCCCUCGCCGGCCUCCACCCCAUCUGUGAAUUCAUGACCUUCAACUUCGCCAUGCAAGCCAUCGACCAAAUUAUCAACAGCGCCGCUAAGACGCACUACAUGUCCGGCGGCAUCCAGCCCUGCAACAUUACCUUCCGCGGGCCGAACGGGUUCGCCUCCGGCGUGGGCGCGCAGCACUCGCAGGACUACGCCGCGUGGUACGGGAGCAUCCCCGGGCUGAAGGUCGUGGUCCCGUAUAGCGCAGAGGACGCGAAGGGCCUGAUGAAGGCGGCGAUUCGGGAUCCGAAUCCCGUGAUGGUGUUGGAGAAUGAAUUGUUAUAUGGGCUCUCGUUCCCCAUGAGCGAGGCGGCCCAGAAAGACGAUUUCGUUAUUCCGUUCGGCAAAGCCAAAAUCGAACGCCCUGGCUCUGACCUCACCAUGGUCACCCUCUCCCGCUGCGUCGGCCAAUGCCUCACCGCCGCUGCUCAGCUCAAAUCCCAGUACGGCAUCGACGUCGAAGUCAUCAACCUCCGUUCCAUCAAGCCCCUCGACGUUGAGGCCAUUAUCAAAUCCGUCAAGAAAACCGGCCACCUCAUGGCCGUCGAGAGCGGCUUCCCCAGCUUCGGCGUCGGCGCCGAGCUGAUCGCCUUGACGUGCGAGUUCGGCUUCGACUAUCUGCGCGCGCCGCCGGUCCGCGUGACGGGCGCGGAGGUGCCGACGCCGUAUGCGCAGAAGUUGGAGGAGAUGGCGUUCCCGAGUGAGCAGUUGAUUGUGGAUUAUGCGGCGAAAUUGCUGCGGGUUUAAUUAAUAUUGGCGAGGGGCGCACCUGGCGAGAGAAGCCAGCGAGUGGGGUUUGGAAACCGAGAAUGGACGGUGUGGUGUGGUGUUGUGCGAUGUUGUAGGGGGUGUUGGUGUGUUGGUCCUUCUGCGUCCUUUUCCUUUUCACAUACAUUCCACGGAUCUGGGGUUCUUGGGUCCCCAAAAAGCGCGCUUCGGUGGUCAGGAGUUCACCGUAUUGUGCGUAUUUACGGCUUAGAUUCAUCAUUAAAUCAC
Eremomyces bilateralis CBS 781.70 is the source of this 1717-nucleotide messenger RNA. RefSeq names its product thiamine diphosphate-binding protein. The transcript is spliced from 5 exons. Gene Ontology annotation, molecular function: pyruvate dehydrogenase (acetyl-transferring) activity. Gene Ontology annotation, biological process: pyruvate decarboxylation to acetyl-CoA. Bases 329 to 1468 code for a protein of 379 amino acids. Lineage: Eukaryota; Fungi; Ascomycota; Dothideomycetes; Eremomycetales; Eremomycetaceae. The record is from RefSeq and is a predicted model, not a curated record.